Messenger RNA from Aplosporella prunicola CBS 121167, 1160 nucleotides. RefSeq lists its product as uncharacterized. The annotation marks the transcript as partial. The transcript is spliced from 2 exons. The record is from RefSeq and is a predicted model, not a curated record. NCBI's taxonomy places the organism in Eukaryota, Fungi, Ascomycota, Dothideomycetes, Botryosphaeriales, Aplosporellaceae.
AUGCCCGCGCGGCCCAUACAAGACAACGACACCGAACGCAGCGGCCCACGCUACACCUUCAAGAGCGCUGCUCAGAGACGCGCUGUCAUGCAGCAGAUGCAGCGUGAGCAACUACAGCGCGACCAAGCUGCUACGGCUGAGCGCCAGGCUCGUAACUCCGAGACGCGUGAUGUUACUGCCGGCGCAGAGAAUGUUGGUGAUGACGAUGCCAUGGACUUGGAUCCACCACGCUCGUCCGGCAAUGUUACGGAGCAUGCAAGCACUGGACCACAGCCAGGCGAAGCUGGAGAAGGCUCGCAGACCAGGAAUUCUCAGCAACAGCAAGGUGGCAGCAGUUCCAGCCAGAGCCCUGUCCGUCGCUCCUACAACCUGCGCAAUGAGACGGACGUCAAGUACCUCACCCUCGUGCAGCUGAAGGAGGCGAUCAUGGAGGCCUGUGCAGAGCGCGAGCGACUUAUGAUCGCUAAUCGAGAACUGAUGCGAAAGAUUGAGGCCGCUGAAGCUAACGAGGCUACUCGUGCCACUGAAGUCACUAACACCACUAAGACUCUAGAGGUUAUUGAGGUCACCGACAACUCCGACACAUCUGAAGUGGCUGACACAUCUGAAGGUGCCGAAGUCUCUAUUGUUCAAGCCAUUGAAGCCACCGAUGCUACUACUACAACUGCUAUAACCUGCACCCCUGCUUCUGCGAUCACUGAGGACAAUGCUGACACUGCGCAACCCAGCGGUACCGCUACUCCUCCUAGCGGCACCACUGAUAUCCAGACUACCAACACACCCAUCCACGACAACCUAGCCGGUACAAACGCUGACGAUGUCCCCACCAGUGACUUCUUCCCGACGCUGCACUCCCCCAACUUCGGCGCCUUUGGCAGCGGCCUCGUCUCCAACACGGACCCCAUGAACAUGGACAACAACGCCUUCAACACAGCCACCGACAUGCAAAUGGAUGACUGGCCCGGCACAGCCAUCAGCGCUGCACAGGACGUUUCCCAACAGCCAGAAGACGACACCAACAACACCAUCGCAGGCGCCUCCACAACAGAAUAUCCGCUCUUACAGCAAGACAACACCAACAUUGUUGUUGUUGUCGCCGGCGCAGCCGCGCACGCCGUCGCCUCCUGUUGCGGAAGACCACGAGCUUCUCGAGCGGUUCU